Messenger RNA from Nematocida minor, 324 nucleotides. RefSeq lists its product as uncharacterized. The record is from RefSeq and is a predicted model, not a curated record. Bases 1 to 324 code for a protein of 107 amino acids. NCBI's taxonomy places the organism in Eukaryota, Fungi, Microsporidia. The transcript has a single exon.
AUGCGUCUAGACCCAUUUUCAGAGAUAGAGCUAGCUGGGAAGUCGCACACGGCAAACGAGCAGAAAGAGCACAUCCUUGCUGUCAAAGAAUCUCUCGGGUAUUUUCUAAAACAGGAAAAGCCGAUAGCCAACCUGCACGACAUGUACGAGAAGGUUGAAAAGAUUGAGAAAGCGCUGGAGAAAAGCAAAGAUCCUGUCCAGCUUUCCCCUGACCUGAUAGAGCAAAUCAAAGCUCUGUCUGAGCAGCCAAUAGUAAAAAGAUCGGUUGAAAAAAGGCCGCCUGUGCAGAAGAACUGCUGGACGCUUUUUGACUACACAAACUGA